Aspergillus nomiae NRRL 13137 is the source of this 1707-nucleotide messenger RNA. RefSeq lists its product as uncharacterized. The record is from RefSeq and is a predicted model, not a curated record. Gene Ontology annotation, molecular function: transmembrane transporter activity. Gene Ontology annotation, cellular component: membrane. NCBI's taxonomy places the organism in Eukaryota, Fungi, Ascomycota, Eurotiomycetes, Eurotiales, Aspergillaceae. Bases 1 to 1707 code for a protein of 568 amino acids. The transcript has 7 exons. Gene Ontology annotation, biological process: transmembrane transport.
AUGCCUACGGUUCAUUUCUCUAGCACAACGAAGACCCCCAGUGAAACUGUCUCGACACUACAGAAAGAGACAGACUCAGCUAGCGACCAUGAAAUAGCGCCCCUAGGUGAGCUAUCGACUGGGCGGAGACUUUGGUUUCAGAAGGGUCGAAAGUACGACCCCGACGCGAUUGCAACUCAGCCGUCAGUCUAUGAUGACCCAGACACUGCACAUGAAUAUCAACCGAAUGAUGACUGGGAGAACCUGCAUCGAUUUGACCCCUCCGCAAGAUGGACCUGGGGUGAGGAAAACAGGGUCAUCCGUAAGAUUGAUGCUCGGAUCAUGAUAUUUACCUCCAUCAUGUUCAUGGCUCUGGAAUUGGAUCGAGCGAACCUUCAACAGGCCUUAACCGACAACUUCCUGAAAGACUUGAAUCUCACCACUAAUGACUAUAACUUAGGGAAUACUGUUUUCAAACUCUCUUUCCUCUGCGCAGAACUUCCUUCACAACUCGUCAGUAAAUGGAUGGGACCAGACAGGUGGAUUCCCACGCAAAUGACCCUCUGGUCGGCGGUUGGUAUGGCUCAAUACGGACUCAAGGGACGGUCAUCCUUCCUUGCCUGUCGAGCCCUUCUCGGAAUGCUCCAGGGUGGAUUCAUCCCCGAUGUCAUUCUUUACCUCUCCUACUUUUAUAAAUCGCAUGAGCUGUCUGUGCGACUGAGCUUCUUCUGGACAGCCUACAACCUGGCUGAUAUCCUCGCGAGCUUUCUAGCCUUCGGCCUCUUGCACCUACGCGGUGUCCAGGGCCAGCCAGGCUGGCGAUGGCUGUUCCUACUUGAAGGCCUCAUAACGCUGAUAGUUGGCCUCGUCGCAUUUAUCUUAAUGCCACCAGGACCUUGCCAAACCGCCAACUGGGCGAGAGGCAAGAAAGGCUGGUUCACACCACGCGAAGAAACCAUCAUGGUGAACCGCGUGAUCCGCGACGACCCAAGCAAAGGCACAAUGCACAACCGCGAACCGAUAACCCCCAAACUCCUCUGGAAAAGCCUCUGCGACUACGACCUGUGGCCCCUCUACGCCAUCGGCCUCACAUGGCUCACACCCAUGACGCCGCCCCACCAAUACCUCACACUCAACCUGCGAGGCAUGGGUUUCAACACGUUCGUAACGAACCUCCUCACGAUCCCCUGCACAUUCGCCCAGAUCCCCACCAUGAUCACCCUCACAUACCUGUCCGAGAAAUUCGGCCAGUUGACCUGGGCAGCAAUGUUCCCGCAGUUCUGGGCUCUGCCGUUCGUGAUCUACCUCUAUGUGGUUGACAUCAAUACCAUCAAUAAGUGGGUUGCGUGGGUGAUCCUGACUAUAUUCUUAUCUAUUCCGUCCGCACAUCCAAUCCAAGUCGCCUGGAACUCUCGGAACUCGAAUACCGUUCGCUCGCGCACCGUGUCGGCUGCCGUGUACAAUAUGUGCGUGCAAGCGUCUGGGAUCAUUGCUUCGAAUAUUUACCGGAAAGACGAUGCGCCUCGGUAUAAGAGGGGAAACCGCGUUCUUGUUGCUUUGGUGGCUAUGAAUAUUUCUAUUUAUCUGUUUACGAAGGCGUACUAUGUUUGGCGCAAUGCGUCCCGGGACAGGAAAUGGAAUGCUAUGUCGGAGGAGGAGAAGAGGGUGUAUUUGGCUACGACUACGGAUGAGGGGAAUAAGCGGCUGGACUUUCGGUUUGCGCAUUAG